This is a messenger RNA of Dovyalis caffra, 2583 nucleotides long. The record is from the annotation of a GenBank genome assembly. NCBI's taxonomy places the organism in Eukaryota, Viridiplantae, Streptophyta, Magnoliopsida, Malpighiales, Salicaceae.
AUGCCUACUCGUUUGGUCAUUUUCCUCUUGAUUUUAGUUGGGCUUGGGGCUAGGGCUAGAGCCAGCUACAUUGGUUUGGGUUCAAGAUUGUUGGCUCGAGAUGAUGAAGAAUGGGUUUCGGAUAAUGGUACAUUUGCCUUUGGUUUCACUCCAGCUGCUAACGCUCGUGAUCAAUUUCAGGUGGCAAUUUGGUUCGCAGAUCUUCCUGGUGAUCGAACCACAGUUUGGUCGGCUAACAGUGAUGAUCUAAUCUAUAGAAACUGUCUGGUCACCAAAAAUGCCAUCCUGGAGCUAGACACCACCGGCAACCUAGUCCUAAUGGACGGUGACAGACCAGUUUGGAUGUCAAACACCUCCGGCGCAGGCGUUACAUCAGCAAGCAUGGAAGAAACCGGCAACUUUAUCCUCCACAAUAACAGCAACCACUCAGCAUGGCAAAGUUUUGAACACCCUUCUGAUACUUUACUUCCAAACCAGCCUUUAACAGUAUCUGUUGAACUUACAUCACCAAAAUCACCUAAUCAUGGUGGCUAUUACUCACUCAAAAUGUUACAGCAGACCACUUCUCUAAGCCUUGCUUUAACAUACAACCUGCCUGAAACCUAUGACGCAUCCCCUGAAGCUUAUGCCAACUAUUCCUACUGGCCUGGACCGGAUAUUUCGAAUGUUACCGGGGAUGUUGUUGCUGUUUUAGAUGAUGCAGGAAGCUUCGGAAUUGUGUAUGGUGAAUCAUCCAAUGGAGCAGUUUAUGUGUAUAAGAACGAUGAUGACAAUAAUGGAUUAGGUUCUGCUACAAAUCAACCAAGUACUCGGUCAGCAGUUCUUCGAAGAUUAAUACUUGAGAAUAAUGGGAAUUUGCGAUUGUAUCGAUGGGAUAAUGAUGUUAAUGGUUCGCGGCAGUGGGUUCCGGAGUGGGCUGCAGUGUCAAACCCUUGUGACAUUGCUGGAAUUUGUGGUAAUGGGGUGUGUUAUUUGGAUAGAAGCAAGACUAAUGCUUCCUGUACAUGCUUGCCCGGAACUUCCAAGGCAGGAGGUGAUAACUUCUGCUCGGAGAACUCGUCGUCGAUUGGAAAAUGUGAUUCGCGAAACGCAAAUCAGAGAUCCGAGUUUAAGAUUUCAGCUGUGCAGCAAACAAAUUAUUAUUUCUCCGAAUUUUCGGUGGUGGCAAAUUAUAGUGAUAUUCCUACAGUAUCACAAUGUGGUGAUGCUUGUCUAUCCGAUUGUGAGUGCGUAGCUUCUGUUUACGGGCUUGAUGAUGAGAAUCCUUAUUGUUGGAUACUGAGGAGCUUAGACUUUGGUGGAUAUGAGGACACUGGAUCCACCUUGUUUGUGAAGGUCAGAGCGAACGAAUCGAUGUCUCGAGGAGGCAGUAAAAGCGGGUCUGAUGAUGGUGAUACAAGAAAGAAGGUUGUGGCUAUACCUAUAGUUCUCACUAUGACAAUUCUUCUUGGCCUACUAUGCCUGUUAUUAUAUUACAAUGUUCAUAAAAAGAGAUACUUGAAAAGAGCCAUGAAGAGCUCUCCUAUUCUUUCUGGUGCUCCAAUACAUUUUACUUACCGAGACAUGCAAAUUCGUACCAGCAAUUUUUCACAGCUACUUGGUACAGGAGGAUUUGGGAGCGUAUACAAAGGAAGCCUUGGAGAUGGAACUUUGGUUGCUGUAAAGAAACUAGACAAGGUUUUACCUCAUGGGGAGAAAGAAUUUGUAACGGAAGUAAAUACCAUAAGCUCUAUGCACCACAUGAACUUGGUUCGUCUAUGCGGGUACUGCUCUGAGGGAUCGCACCGUCUCCUAGUUUACGAGUUUUUGAAAAAUGGGUCAUUGGACAAAUGGAUCUUUCCUUCAUAUAAUUGCCGAGACAGACUGCUGGAUUGGUCGACACGCUUCGAUAUAGCCAUUGCUACUGCGCAAGGGAUUGCAUACUUUCACGAGCAAUGCAGAAACCGGAUAAUUCACUGCGAUAUAAAGCCAGAGAAUAUUUUGCUAGAUGAGAAUUUCUGUCCUAAGGUGUCAGAUUUUGGACUAGCUAAGUUGAUGGGAAGAGAGCAUUCACAUGUUGUGACGAUGGUUAGAGGAACCAGGGGCUAUUUGGCUCCAGAAUGGGUUAGCAACAGGCCUAUAACUGUAAAGGCUGAUGUUUAUAGUUAUGGAAUGCUUCUUCUGGAGAUUAUCGGUGGCAGGAGAAACCUUGACAUGUCUUUUGACGCAGAGGACUUCUUUUACCCUGGCUGGGCUUUUAAGGCAAUGGCGAAUGAUACGCCACUGAAAGCAGCAGAUCGCAGACUCGGAGGAUCAGUAAAAGAAGAAGAGCUAAUGAGAGCAUUGAAAGUUGCGUUUUGGUGCAUUCAAGAUGAGGUCUUCACGAGACCUUCAAUGGGAGAAGUAGUAAAAAUGCUAGAAGGAUCAAUGGAGAUAACCACACCACCAAUGCCACAAACUGUUUUGGAAUUGAUAGAAGAAGGAUUGGAACACGUUUACAAGGCCAUGAAGAGAGAAUUCAAUCCAUAUAGCUCCUUUACCACUGCCACUGAUCAUCCAUCAUCUCGUGCUACAUGCAGUUAUUCAACAAUGUCACCUAGAUAG